CUGACCGAAACAUGCGGACUCAGCACUGUCGGAUUUCCUGAUGAUAUGUCGUUGGUUGGAACUGUUGGUGUUGCAUCUACAUACUCUGAGGUGCGGCUUGAAGAAGCACCAGAGCUGGGCUACGAUCCGCUGGGAACACCUUCGCGUGGAGAAAUAUGUGUAAGAGGGAAGACACUCUUCUCUGAGUACUACAAAAACCCUGAGCUGACCAAAGAGGUGAUGGUAGAUGGGUGGUUUCAUACAGGGGAUAUUGGGGAGAUGAGACCUGAUGGAGUGUUGAAGAUUAUAGACAGAAAGAAGAACAUACCGAAACUCAGUGUCAUGGAGCAUUAA
Musa acuminata subsp. malaccensis (wild Malaysian banana) is the source of this 333-nucleotide messenger RNA. Lineage: Eukaryota; Viridiplantae; Streptophyta; Magnoliopsida; Zingiberales; Musaceae. The record is from RefSeq and is a predicted model, not a curated record.